UCUGUUUGCUAGCUGCUCCAUGGUAUUUAACAAUUUCAGUCGCUAAACGACAACCAAAAGAUCAUCAUGGCUAUAUUGUUUAGCUCAGUGCUAUUGAUUCUAUCUGUGAGUCUAGUGAUUUCGGCACCCCCAAAUUCACUUACAGGGCUAGUGCCGUCUAUAAACGACAAUGGCGUUCUGUUAGUUCCAUCCGAUAAUAGUUAUUACCUGAGGAUCGAUGUAGAUGGGACUGGCAGGGAGGAGACCGUUGAGCAAAUUGCUCCAGAGCAGCUUCAAGUUAAGGGUAGCUAUGGACAACCGUUCCCAGGAUCAAAGUACCUUCUGGUUACCUAUGAGGCCGGACCCAACGGCUAUGUGGCUAAGUAUAGCCUAUCUGAAAUCCAUAACCAGGUUCAACAGCUUCCACCCGCUGCCUUAAAAACUGCAGCUGGAUAAAAAAGUAUAAAAACUUUUAAAUAAAACUGUGAAAUCAAAGAAUACAAAGUGAAAUUAUUAAAUGCAAGAGACGUUGUGCCACAUUCAAU
Messenger RNA from Drosophila eugracilis, 524 nucleotides. RefSeq lists its product as uncharacterized. The record is from RefSeq and is a predicted model, not a curated record. Lineage: Eukaryota; Metazoa; Arthropoda; Insecta; Diptera; Drosophilidae. The transcript has 3 exons. Bases 67 to 435 code for a protein of 122 amino acids.